ACCCUACAUUUGAUGUUCUUUCGACAACAUUUUUAAUAAUAUUUAUGAGAGCCAUAACAUACCCUUUAUCUUUCUUCGUCUAUCAAAACUACAAAAUUGUGUGUAUUUUAUGCCCGAAAGAACUACACUUCAAAAUUUCGAAGGCACAAAAGCUGCUGGAGUGUGAUUCUGUUUCCCGCGCUCAGGGACAGACCCAGCGAGCGAUUCACCACCGGCGAUGGAACCCUAACCCCAAUGGACGACACUAGAAAAUUAUACCAAUCACUCUCCAACGCCACCGCUGAAGCUCCAAUUCUCAUAGACAAAGACCCUCGCACUCUCUGGGAAACCCUCUUCGAACAACUCCGCUCCACCUUCCACCAAUUUUUCUCUGCUUUGCCUCGGCGCCACCACCAUGACCCUCAAACUCUCUCUCUUCCGCCUCCGCAUUCACGGUUGUGGCCAAUUGUUGAAGAUCUUUCUCUCAUUCUGCGUUGCUCUCUUCUUGUUCUGACACUCCUUCCCUCCGACCAGAAAAUCUUCAUUCUCAAGUGCCGCUCCGUCCUUUCCAUCUUGAACACAUUCCUUUCGCUUGAUGUCAACGAAAGCCAUGGCUUGCGCUUUCGGAACUUUCUCUCCGAUGUUGAAUUGGAGCUUUCUGACUCUUGCCGUCCGUUUCUAUGCGCGCUGCUAGAGGUAUUUGCAGAUGAACUUUUAAGACAUCAAUCUUUGAGAAGAUAUCUUAUGAUUGCUGAUUCAGUAUCCCCCAUCUAUGAAAAACUUUUUGCAUGCCAUUCCAACCAUUGUGAUAUUGCCAGUGUCCUGGAGAUGAUAUCAAUCCAUUUCAUCCUGUCAAUUUCUAAUGAGAAAGCAUUUGAGGAUUUCUUUAGUACAGCUUUUUUACAUUGUGAGAAGGAUUUUAGAUUUCCUGAACUUAGCCUUGCACCCUCCAUGGUAUUGCUGCUUGACCCUGUUGUGCUUUCUGCACCAAAGAUGUUACAGGCACACAUAAUUUCAAUGGUUUCUGGAGCUGUUAGUUCUGGCUUAUCUUCAGAGAUUUUGGCUCCAGAUAUAGACUGCUAUCUAAUGGCAUUUCAAAAAUCUGUUAUCUUGUACUCUAUGCAUGUGUCUAAUUUGCAAAUAGAUGGUUUUUGCAUUGAAUUGAAGUGUGCCUGUGAUUCAUACCCACUUGAGAGAGGUAAUCCAACUUUUGAAUCUUAUAUCCAGCAAGAGACAAGUAAUAGAUUAAAUCAAGUCUUAUCAAAAUUAGAUAAUUUGUGGGACUCCUAUCGAUGCAAAAUGUCCUCCAAAGCAAAAGCUGACCUUUUGGCUGAGUACAUUGCAUUUAUGAAAGGGAGGCAGUGCAUAUUUGUUGAUUCAGGCAGGGAUGUGACUAUCUCAAUCUUAGAUUGUAUAAUCCGUGGAGCAUUCUCUCAAGAUGCCACUGGCGAUGCAUUAUAUAAUAUAAAGGGAACUACUAGUGCCCAAGAUAUUUAUCUUCUUUCCUCCAUAUUGAAGUUGAUGAGUGUUUCAUUGCUACAAGCAAUUAAGUAUCUAAAUAACAGUGGUGAUUCAAGCUGUCUGAAAACCAUGGGAGGUGCUUCUAUCCAUGGAAAAUAUGAUUUCUUGAUCAGCAUUGUUGACCAUUUUCAACAAUUUAAGUGCUGUUUACCAGUUCAGACUUUCUUGUUUGAUGCAAUAAAAAGUCAGCAAUCAAAUUAUGGACUCUCCAAGUCAAUGCUUGUGCACUUUAUAGGCUUGCUAUCUUUGAGUUUUAGCAAUGGACUUGAUUUGUUAGCAAAGGGGUGUAUAUCUGUAAUUAUGGCACUGAUGUAUCUUUUUGUUUUUAAAGAGGGAGAUUUAGUUACUUUAGGGUCAUUGAGGGAUCUGUUGUUGCGAUCUUGCUCAUCUGAAAUUCCAUCUGAUAAGAGUGGAGAGGGGGCUGAAGAUAAACGAGCUGUCUAUAAAGUUGCAGCAGAGUUUCAUAGAAUUCGAGCACGUAAUUUAAGAAGGGAUUCCAUCACCUCCCAUAACUCAGUAGAGGAUGAAAAAGAGGAAACAUGUAACGGGGAAAUGUUCCUUAAUUGCAUAUUUGAAAAUCCCCAAGAAUUAUCCGAUUAUGAUGAGCUUGCAGACUUCCUUGAAUGUGAGACAGGGAAAAAUUAUUCCAAGUGGUUGAAUGCCCGCCAAAUAUUUAGGAAAAGGAGGUAUCAGAAAACAUUAGAUUUAAGGAAGAUUAAGAAAGAAAAAAUCUGGAAAUCUUAUAAGUGUCAGAAAAUUGGUAAGUCUGUGAUGCGACAGAAAAUUGGUACGUUUUUGAAGCAUUGGAGGUGAUAUAAUAGAUCUUAUUCAUGAUAUCUAUGCCUUGUGUAUA
Molecule: messenger RNA, 2353 nt
Organism: Abrus precatorius (Indian licorice)
Lineage: Eukaryota; Viridiplantae; Streptophyta; Magnoliopsida; Fabales; Fabaceae
Exons: 4
Coding region: 235-2313 (692 amino acids)
Source: RefSeq, a predicted model, not a curated record